Cryptotermes secundus is the source of this 1663-nucleotide messenger RNA. RefSeq lists its product as uncharacterized. Bases 104 to 1357 code for a protein of 417 amino acids. Lineage: Eukaryota; Metazoa; Arthropoda; Insecta; Blattodea; Kalotermitidae. The transcript has 2 exons. The record is from RefSeq and is a predicted model, not a curated record.
AACCUUAUUAAACUUGAAAUAUGAAUACAACAUUACUAAUACCUUAAACUUUGCGAAUAACAUCAACAAGUUAAAACUUAACCCAGAACAUAAAUUUCUUACAAUGGACAUUAAAGACCUUUAUGUGAAUAUCCCAAUAAAUGAUGUAAUCCGCAUUACUAAUAACUUACUCAUCCAAAAUCAUAUAGGCAAAACUUGCAAAGAUGAAAUUAUUACGAUCCUCCGAAUGAUAUUGAAUCAAAAUUACUUCCAAUACAAUGAUAAAUUCUAUAAACCAAACUCGGGUGUUGCCAUGGGCUCUCCCUUGUCGAGUCUAAUGGCGGAAGUAUUUCUGCAACAUUUCGAGCAAAGGGAAGUAAAGCACUUGCUAGAGGACAAACGCAUCAUCUACUAUAAUAGAUAUGUAGAUGACAUAAUUUUGAUUUAUAACCAAUUAAUCGUUACGCCCCAAUACAUUUUAGAUCAAUUCAAUAAGCAAAAUAAAAAUUUGCAAUUCACACUAAAUGAGGAGGAGAAUAACCAAAUAACGUACCUUGACUUGCGGUUAACAAAUAACCACGGACAAGUAAGAAUGGAGAUAUAUAGAAAGCCCACAUCGACAGACACAACGAUAGGUAAUAAUUCUUGCCAUCCCAAAGAACAAAAAUUGGCAGCAUACAAAAAUUGGUUACAUAGACUAUCCGUCCUACCUUUGGAUAACGCAGCAAAGAGCCAAGAAUUAAAUACAAUCAUUAACAUUGCGAAAAACAAUGGUUAUAGUAAAGACUUGAUUAUGCGUAUGUAUCAUAAAUGUCGACAACCAAACAUACUGACCCCUAUUGGAAGUAGUGAACAGAAAUGGGUUUCAUAUACAUAUAACGGAUGUUACACUAGAAAAAUUACGAAGCUUUUCAAAAUCACAAACGUAAGAAUAGCCUUUAAAGUAAAUCAUACUUUAGGUAAAUUACUAAACACGAAACAAAACAUAAACUCCUAUGAGCAAAGCGGCGUUUACAAAUUAACCUGCUUAGAAUGCCAACAAGUGUAUAUAGGUCAAACAGGCAGAAAAUUAAUAACACGCUACAAUGAGCAUGUAAGAUGUAUAAGGUUCAAUAAAGAGGACUCAGCCUACGCUCAACAUAUUUUAAAUAGACAGCAUCAAUAUGGCCCUAUUUCACAAACUAUGGAAUUGAUUGAAGUGGCUAGGAAGGGUAAAUUAAUGAAUAUAAAAGAAGAAUAUCAAAUCUACCGCCACUUCAAGGACAACAAAUUGAUAGAUGAGCAAAAACAGGCAAAAGAAAUCAAUACUCAGAACAGCAUGUUUGACCUCAUUACCACUUGUACACACACACCCCCCACCACGUCAAGAUACACAUAGCUUUAAAUAACAUCGACGUGGCCUCUCCACUGCACUACACAAUACACUACGCGUCGGACACAGCCGACCACAAGCCCACGCAACCUCGUGCUGACGCCUCCCCCAUUGGGACUAUCCACUAAGAGGAACCUGAAUAUUUUACUUGGACGGUUUUAACUUUAAUUUUAACAUUAACGACUCGCUUUGUGGGUGAUUUCUUUAAAUGCAAGUGGGAUACCUGCACUCGGGAUACUGGAUGUUGUUGUGUUUUUACGCUCCGAUACGUGUAACAUCUUCCACAAAAAACUGUACAUUGUGAUUGUUGAG